Pygocentrus nattereri (red-bellied piranha) is the source of this 3129-nucleotide messenger RNA. It is a transcript of the gene nell2a, whose product is annotated as neural EGFL like 2a. The transcript has 20 exons. Gene Ontology annotation, molecular function: protein binding; calcium ion binding. NCBI's taxonomy places the organism in Eukaryota, Metazoa, Chordata, Actinopteri, Characiformes, Serrasalmidae. The record is from RefSeq and is a predicted model, not a curated record. Bases 285 to 2726 code for a protein of 813 amino acids.
CUCAGGCAGGAGGAGAGACCGUUACUUCAUUCCACUCUGCCGGUAGCUAACGGUCGGCUCCGCGCUCUGUUCUCCUUCACGCUGUCCUGCCGAGUGUAUUUCUGUGAGGAUAAUAUUUCCCUUCCUCUCCUGGUGGACUGUUUUUCGUCCUUUCUGAAGUGUGUCGCGGAGUUCAGCAUUUCGGGAUGUAUGAGACCUCGUUUGGUUGAACUGGUUCGGGGUUCCUCCACAAAACGCCUCAUUUUCGGGAAGAGAUUUAAAACAUGGACUAAUCUCAAUCCACGAUGGGGUUAUUACAGUUUCUGGUCGCGUUCGGAGCGCUGUUCGUCUCCUCAGUUGCAGGUCUCGGUGUGGAUCCUUCUCUCCUCAUCAACGUGUUUAAGGAUUUUAGCCCUGGAGCAGAUUUCAAGGGAGUUUCUCAGGUCCAGGGCUUCCACGACGAGUCCAGAGCUUACCUCUUCCAAGGGUCCUCUAGGAGUGUGAGGGUGCCAGAGGAAACGGCUCAGCGGAUGCUUCAAAAACUGAGGGGCAAGAGUGAGUUCACUGUUGCUGUGACUCUGAAGCAGGAGCUGCUCAAUUCUGGAGUCAUCCUCUCCAUUCACCAUGCCGAGCAGAGGUUUUUAGAGCUGGAGAGCAGUGGGCAAAAGAGUGAAGUGCGUCUCCAUUUCCAAGCCAAAGGACAGCAGACACACACUGAGAUCUUCCCCUACACGCUUGCAGACAACCAGUGGCACAAACUGUCAGUGGCCAUCAGCGCCUCACAUGUCACACUUUAUGUGGACUGCAACAGAAUCUAUGAGAGAGUGGUCUCUGUUCCUGUCAUGGACAUCCCUGAAGACACAUCCCUCUGGAUUGGACAAAGGAACAGCGCACACGGCCUGUUUAAGGGUGUGAUGCAAGAUGUUCAGAUACUAGUGAUGCCUCAAGGUUAUAUCACCCAGUGUCCAGAUCUAAAUCGCACUUGUCCGACGUGUAAUGAUUUCCAUGGGCUAGUGCAGAAAAUAAUGGAACUCCAAGAUAUCUUGGCUAAAACAUCCAGCAAGCUGUCGCUGGCAGAGGAGAGAAUGAACGGCCUGGAUAAUUGCUAUUGUGAGCGGACAUGCAGUGUGAAGGGGGUGACCUACAGAGAGGACCAGGCCUGGACAGAUGGCUGCAAGAACUGCACAUGCUCGAAUGGGACAGUUCAGUGUGAAACCAUCGUUUGUCCCCCUCUGGAGUGUCCUGAUGGUUCAGUCCCCGCCUAUGUGGCAGGGGAGUGCUGCAAAAAUUGUCAGCCUAUGUGCCUGUUUACCGGGCAGGAGCUAGUGGAAGGAGACAGAAGAGCUGUGCAUCACCCUAGUGGACUGUGCCUACUCUAUGAAUGCAAGGGCCACACUAUGCACAAAGUCCAGAAUAGUGGAGACUGCCCGGAGCUCAACUGUCCUGAAGCAGAGCAGGUGACUGUUACUGACAGGUGCUGUAAAGUGUGCAGAGGCCAUGACUUCUGUGCAGAAGGCAACACUUGCAUGGAACACUCGGAUUGUCUGAAUCUAGAAGCAGGAGCGAGCUGCAGCUGCAAAGAAGGUUUCCGGCCUCUUCGCUCAGACAAUGCAUACUGUGAAGAUAUUGAUGAGUGUGCGGAGGGAAAGCAUUACUGCAGGGAGAACACGAUGUGUGUGAACACUCCUGGAUCCUUCAUGUGCAUCUGCCAUACUGGAUACAUCCGCAUCGAUGACUACUCUUGCACUGAGCAUGAUGAGUGUGUGUCAGAACAGCACAACUGUGAUGAGAAUGCAUUGUGUUUUAACACUGUCGGGGGACACAGCUGCUCCUGUAAACCCGGCUACACCGGCAAUGGCACCAUCUGCCGAGCUCUGUGUGACGGUCUGUGCCUAAAUGGUGGCUCCUGUGUCUCCCCCAACACAUGUAUGUGCACACAAGGCUUCACUGGGAAGAGGUGUGAGACAGAUAUUGAUGAGUGUUCAGAGGGCUUUGUGGAGUGUGACAGUCGUGCUACCUGUGUGAACCUACCUGGCUGGUACCACUGUGAAUGCCGAGAUGGAUACCACGACAACGGCAUGUUCAGUGCAAAUGGAGAGUCGUGUGAAGAUAUAGAUGAGUGCAAAGCAGGUAGGAGUACUUGUGCCAAUGAUACUGUCUGCUUUAACCUGGAUGGAGGAUACGAUUGCAGGUGUCCCCACGGACACAACUGUACUGGCGACUGUAUCCAUGACAACAAGGUGAAACACAAUGGGCAGAUCUGGGUCCUGGACAACGACAGGUGCUCUGUCUGCUCUUGCCAAAUGGGGCAGGUGAUGUGCAGGCGUAUGGUGUGUGACUGUGAGAACCCCACUGUGGAUCUGUUCUGCUGUCCAGAGUGCGACCCACGCCUCAGCUCUCAGUGCCUGCACCAGAACGGCCUGCUCACCUACGCCAGUGGAGACACCUGGACCGAAAACUGCCAGCAGUGCCAGUGCCUGCAGGGGGAGGUGGACUGCUGGCCAUUGUCCUGCCCACCGGCGGACUGUGACUUCACGCUGGUGCCUGAGGGUGAGUGCUGCGCCCACUGUGUGUCGGACCCGUGCCAGGCUCACAGCGUUCGCAACGACAUCACCAAAACUUGCGAGGAUGAACACGGCAUCACACGCUUCAGCGGCUCCUCCUGGCUCAAACACGGCACUGAGUGCACCCUCUGCCAGUGCAAGAAUGGACAUAUCUGUUGCUCAGUGGACCCUAUGUGCCUUUAGCUGCAAACCAGAAUUCUAAAGGCAUUUGUACAGUCUUUCUCCAUUUAAAAGAAACUCACCCUCUUCACCCUGUCCCCAAUCUACUUCUUUAUACCAAAUGCAAAAUGUGUAUAAAACCAACCUGAAAACCUCACUGUUCAUAUCUGCUACAGGAGGAGUCCAUGUCUUCAUACUGAGGUGAAACAGCCCAUCUGAAUUACUGCUCUGUACAAAAUCCUGUAUACACUGGCAUGACCACACUGGAUGUUAAAAAAGCAUAUUCUUUCAUUUCUAAGUCUUUAUGAACCCAGAAAAGAAGUAGGGAUUAUAGAUAGUAAGUAAAUGUUAUUGUACUUCUCUUUCAUCACAUUAUGGAAGUUGUCUCUAUUUUGUGAUUCCAUUAAAAAAAACACUUUUUGUUACA